AGGAUAGGGUAGCAUCAUGGGUGCAUUUAAAUGGAUUAAUAUGUCUUUACUUCUGACACUGAUGCUUCAGUCUAAAGCACAAGCUGAGGCAGAGCAAACGUUCCUUUCUGUCAAAGUUGGAAAUGAAGUGACUUUGCCUUGUGGAAGCAGGAGAGAAACUCAAGAUAAUUUGGAUGAAGCAAGUUGGGUCUUCCACAAUAGAGAUAAAACAACAACAACAACAACACUAGUCCAGCUUGUAAAUUCUAGAAAGCAACUAAAAACAGCAUCUGGCAGACAGAGUGUUACAAAAGACUUUUCCCUGGUUCUACAUAAUGUCACAGAGAAUGACGUGGGUCAGUACAACUGCCUCUGGACCAUAUCAAGACAAAUGCAUCGUUCCACGCUAUUUCUGUCUAUUAUUAAUUUGGUUGAGCUGAGGAGCCCUGAUACAGUCUCCUUGUUCUGCUCUGUGUUAGAAUAUGAUCUCUGUCUUCAUGAGGUUGAAUGGCUUUAUGAGGGGAAAGAGGAAAAACCCUCAGAUAUGAAUGUGUUCCAACAUGCAUGCUCCGCCACUGUGACAUUUCCAACAUCCUACAUUCAUGGGAAAUUAGACAUUUAUCAGUUACUGCAGUGUAAAGUCACAAACAGUAUCACUGCAAAAGUUCAGCAGUUUCCUUUUAGCGCUCAGUCCUUAGGUGAUAAUCUAACAAAAACAAAUAAAGCGGCAAAUGAACCGACCCUGUCAUCAGAUCCUCAAUUAACAUCACAGACAACUUUACCUUGGUGGUAUAUUAUCAGUGCUUUACUCCCAGUAGCACUGUUGAUAACUGUCCUUAUGAUCAUCCGUUGGAAGCAAACCAAAGGAAAUAAAAUGCAAGCUGAAGACAGCAGGAUGCCCUGUUAUGAAGAAUUAGUAAAGCAGGAUCUGAACCAACCCUCUGCAGUGGCCACAGUUCUUCCAGUAACACAUCAGAGCCUACCUGAUCCAGGUGAUGGUGUUUCCUACGCUUCCAUCAACUUCAAGAACACUAAGAAAAAAACUGCCAAUGUCCCUGAGGCUGUCAUCUACAGCACUGUGGGAAGUUCUUCCUUUUCUGGAAUUUCCUCUGAUAUAAACUGCCUUUACUCUACUGUCAAAAAGAGCUAGAAAUACAGUAGUACUAAUAGCGUAAAGCUGGAGCAACCAAACUAUAUAUGGGGGCUACAUACAGCAUGAGUCCUCAUUUAAUUAGGUAACAGGUUAAACUUCUAAACUUGAACUUAAGCUAAACAUUUUCUGUCCUC
This is a messenger RNA of Cyprinodon variegatus (sheepshead minnow), 1266 nucleotides long. RefSeq lists its product as uncharacterized. Gene Ontology annotation, molecular function: protein tyrosine kinase binding; MHC class II protein binding. The transcript is spliced from 9 exons. Gene Ontology annotation, biological process: T cell activation; positive regulation of ERK1 and ERK2 cascade; interleukin-15-mediated signaling pathway. The record is from RefSeq and is a predicted model, not a curated record. Lineage: Eukaryota; Metazoa; Chordata; Actinopteri; Cyprinodontiformes; Cyprinodontidae. Gene Ontology annotation, cellular component: external side of plasma membrane; membrane raft. Bases 17 to 1129 code for a protein of 370 amino acids.